AAAGCAAAGUAACUUUAGUCCCCCAAAUCAUUUUGUAAAAUCCAAGGGCAAACACCCUAGUGUCUCCUGUCCUCCUCCAACAUCCAGCUUUAAUCCUGUACUUGAAUAGUCAGCUGGUGACUCACUUUUAGCCGCACACUCCAAUACUCGUGUCCGCCAACCGACCAGGAGUAUUAUGAAUGCACGCUGAAGCCUGAAGGGAGGACGGGAUCCAUCCGAACCGAUCCACUCGAAAUUUGAAACCAACAUCCCCUACCUUUUUAAGCUCGAAAUCCAUCCUUCUUUCUUAACUCUCAGCUUUCUUCGGCCUGGCCUGUAGCGUCCGCUCGCGUGUUCCUCGCUCCCGCACACUCCGCUGGCGUCUCGUACUGCCGCGCAACGAUACAAACAAACGAAGUUGAGGACACGAACAAUAAACAAAUGAAUAUAAAAUUUGCGGUCCACUUGUCUAAACACCUCGCUCAGUCUCAGAGUCAGUGGGACACCGCUCCACAUCCUUCUCUCCUCUAGUAGUUGCGGUUGCGUCCGCUCGCACAUGAUGGCUCCGUCGUCUUCCGCCCCGCUCCUCUUCCUCCUCCUCCGCAUUCUCCUCAUCCUCCAUCUCUGCUUACUCUCCCAGCAGCAGCAGCAGCAGCAGCAGCAGCAGGCGGACGAGGCGUCGUCUCUGCACCCGGUCGACGCAGCGGCGCUCUUGGAUAUUCGGCGCAGCCUCCGCGACCUCGCCGGCUCCGACUUCUUCUCGACGUGGGACUUCUCCGCCUCCUCCGGCCCCUGCGCGUCCUUCGCCGGCGUCGUCUGCUCCCCCGACGACGACUCCCCCCCGUUCCUCCGCGUCGUCGUGCUCACCCUGGGCAGCGGCCUCGCCGACUCGCCGGGCCUCACGGGCGCCCUCCCGCCCUCCCUCGGCGACCUCGCCGGCCUCCGCCUCCUCUCCCUCUCCGGCAACCUCAUCUCCGGGCCCGUCCCCCCCUCCCUCGCCGGCCUCCCCGACCUCCACACCCUGGAUCUCGGCGACAACCGCCUGGGCGGGCCCAUCCCGGCGCCCCUCCUCCUGCCGUCGUCGCCGAGCCUCAAGGUGCUCAUCCUCGCCGGCAACGGGGAUCUGUCGGGCGAGAUCCCGCCCGAAUUCUCCGCAUCCCAGCUCCUUCACCUCGACCUCAGCCGCAACCGCCUCUCCGGAGGGAUCCCGCAGCUCCCGUCCACGCUCCGCUACCUCUCCCUCUCCGCCAACUCCAUGUCGGGCCCGCUCGACGCGGCCUUCUCCGGCGCGGCGGCGCCCCUCCUCCCGGACCUCUCCUACCUGGAUCUCUCCUCCAACGCCUUCGCCGGGCCGGUGCCCCCGGCCCUCUUCGCCCUCCCCAGCCUCUCCUCCCUCUUCCUCCAGCGCAACAACCUCUCCGGCCAGCUCGACGUGCCCCCGCCGCCGCAGGGGGCGCCGCCGCCGCCGUGGGCCGUGGUGGAUUUGAGCCACAACGCGCUGUCGGGGGAGGUGCCCGGGGCGCUGGCCGGCGCGGGCAGCCUGUACGUGAACAACAACCGGCUGAGCGGGGCGGUGCCGGAGGACGUGGCGAGGAGCGUCUUCGCCGGGCGGAUGACCACCUUCUACGCCCAGCACAACUUCCUCACCGCCUUCCCCGCGCCCCCCCUCCCCGUCCCGGACUCCGUCGCCCUCUGCCUCUCCUACAACUGCAUGCCCCUCCCCACCCCGGCCACCGCCGCCGGCUGCCCCGCCAGCGCCGGGCCCCUCCCCUCCCGGCCCCCCUACCAGUGCCGCACCACCGCCGCCGGCGGCGACGCCUGACGCAUCCUCGUGCCACGUGUUCGAUUCAGAUUCGUUUGGUUUUUCUGUUUAAAUAAGGCCCUUUUAUUUAUUUUUUUAUUUAUUUUUUUAUUUUAUUUUUUUCAUGCGUGAAGUGCUUUUUUUUUCCAAAAAAGUUUUUUUUUUUAAAAAAAAAGAAUUCCGUUCCACUCGUACGCCACCACACGUGAAUGCAUUUGUGGGUGUGGGAGUUUGUUUAUUAUUAUUUGAUUGAUUUGUUGGAUAGCCAACGGUCACAAUGGAUCGUUCGGUGGUUUUCUUAAUUUGUUUUAUUUCAGAGUGUUCCGGUGUGCUGCGUGCGUCGCAAGAUGUAAUUUAUUAGAUAAUAAAUGUGGUAGCAGUAAUCAUAUAACAUGGUUGGUUUAGCUGCA
Messenger RNA from Ananas comosus (pineapple), 2190 nucleotides. RefSeq names its product leucine-rich repeat receptor-like kinase protein THICK TASSEL DWARF1. Lineage: Eukaryota; Viridiplantae; Streptophyta; Magnoliopsida; Poales; Bromeliaceae. The transcript has a single exon. The record is from RefSeq and is a predicted model, not a curated record. Gene Ontology annotation, molecular function: protein binding. The coding region runs from base 536 to 1801 and encodes 421 amino acids.